ACUUCGGAGGACAAGAAAUGCUGGGAUCUGGGUGGUGGUGGCAGAACUAGCUGGGGACUAGAUCUAGAAGCUCUUGCGAGGAGGACGGCUUGGGUGAUCCAGGAGGGUGUGGACGUGUCUGGUGUGGGAUGCAGUGGAAAGGAAGGGCCAAACCACAAAUCCCGAGUAGAUCUGUGGAUGGUUCCUCAGAGGCGUUCUCUUUCCGGUUGUCCUUUUAUUUGGCAACACAAGAGUCCUCAUGGUCUGUGUUCAAGUUCUUGGAAAUCUGUCUUUGGGUGAAUUUAACCUGCAUUAUAGGACUGCCCAGGGCCUUUUCUGAUACUGGGUACAUACGUGCGAAACAUGUCAGAAAACAGGAAGCCGCUUCUGGGUUUCGUGCACAAACUCCAAGAUGCGAGUGCAUCUGGGAGCUCAGGCAAGACUCACUGUCCUUCAUGUCUGAGACUUUUCAAAGUCCCCAGGCUCUUGCCUUGCUUGCACACGGUGUGCACCUCGUGUCUGGAAAAGCUGGAUCCGUUCUCAGUAGUGGACAUCCGAGGGGGUGACUCAGACACAAGCUCUGAGGGCUCGAUAUUCCAGGAACCCAAGCUAUGCAGCCUGCAGCCACAGAUCGGCAUCCUCUGUCCGGUAUGUGAUGCUCAAGUGGACCUGCCCUUGGGUGGAGUGAAGGCUUUAACGAUAGACCACCUGGCCGUGAAUGAUGUGAUGCUGGAGAGUCUGCGUGGGGAAGGCCAGGGCCUGGUGUGUGACCUGUGCAGCGACAGAGAAGUAGAGAAGAGGUGUCAGACCUGCAAAGCCAAUCUCUGCCACUUCUGCUGCCAGGCUCAUAGGAGACAGAAGAAGACAACGUAUCAUACCAUGGUGGACCUGAAAGACCUGAAAGGCUACAGUCGGGUGGGAAAGCCCAUCCUAUGUCCUUCACACCCUUCGGAGGAGCUGAGGCUGUUCUGUGAACUCUGCGACCGGCCGGUGUGUCGGGACUGCGUGGUCGGGGAGCACCGAGAGCACCCCUACGACUUUACCAGCAACGUCAUCCACAAGCAUGGCGAUUCUGUGCGGGAGCUGCUUCGGGACACGCAGCCCCACGUGGAGGCCCUGGAAGACGCGCUGGCUCAGAUCAAAAACGUGAACAAGGCCCUCCAAGAGCAAGUGGAGGCAGUGGCGGCUGACGUCCAGACGUUCUCUGAGGGCUACAUCAAAGCCAUCAAGGAACAUCGGGACAGGCUGCUCCAGCAGCUGGAUGACAUCCGGGUCCAGAAGGAAAACGCCCUACAGCUGCAGAAAGCGCAGCUGGAACAGCUGCUGGCAGACAUGCGGACCGGAGUGGACUUCACUGAGCACCUGCUGACCAGCGGCUCAGACUUGGAGAUCCUCAUCACCAAGGGCGUGGUUGUGGAAAGGCUCAGGAAGCUGAAUAAGGUUGAAUACAGCGCCCGCCCAGGAGUGAACCACAAGAUCUGCUUCUCCCCUCAGGAGAAGGCAGGCCAGUGCCAAGGCUAUCAAGUGUAUGGGGCCAUUAACACGCAGGAAGUUGAUCCAGCGCAGUGUGUCCUUCAGGGAGAAGAUCUCCAUAGAGCUCGAGAGAAGCAGACAGCCUCUUUUACCUUGUUCUGUAAGGAUGCCUCAGGAGAGAGCAUGGGCAGGGGAGGAGAUAAUGUCCAUGUGGAAAUCAUCCCUAAAGAUAAGAAGGACAGUCCAAUCAGAACAGUGGUCCAGGACAACAAGGAUGGAUCAUACCAUGUUUCCUACACCCCCAAGGAGCCUGGGGUCUACACUGUGUGGGUGUGCAUCAGAGAGCAGCACGUGCAGGGCUCGCCGUUCAAUGUGACCGUGAGGAGGAAGCAUCGGCCACAUCCAGGUGUGUUUCACUGCUGUACCUUCUGUUCCAGCGGAGGCCAGAAAACCGCACGCUGUGCCUGUGGAGGUACCAUGCCAGGUGGGUACCUUGGCUGUGGCCAUGGACACAAAGGCCACCCGGGCCGUCCACACUGGUCUUGCUGUGGGAAGUUCACUGAGAAGUCCGAGUGCUCGUACACGAGUGGGCAGAGCGCCCCGAGGAGUCUGCUUAGGACUGUGGCACUCUGAUGCUUCCUGGGGACAAGUCGGGCCAGGUAAACCUGAAGCUAGCAAGACUUCAGAUAUGCAGAGAACCCAGAGCUGGAGUAGUUCCAAAGAGACUGACAGAAUUAAAGAUAGAGUGCUUUCUCUAA
Molecule: messenger RNA, 2210 nt
Organism: Apodemus sylvaticus (European woodmouse)
Lineage: Eukaryota; Metazoa; Chordata; Mammalia; Rodentia; Muridae
Gene: Trim45
Product: tripartite motif containing 45
Exons: 6
Coding region: 343-2085 (580 amino acids)
Biological process (GO): positive regulation of DNA-templated transcription
Cellular component (GO): chromatin; nucleoplasm
Molecular function (GO): zinc ion binding; protein binding; ubiquitin-protein transferase activity
Source: RefSeq, a predicted model, not a curated record